AUGGCACCACAACACGGGCUACUGGCGCUGCUGCUGAUCGCUGGACUAACCAUCGCCUACGAGCUGACGCUCGAGGGUGAGCUGGAGUUGGGCAUCAAGGAUUGGUCCUGCAAGUCGUACUGCAACAACUGUAACUGUACCGCCGAGUUUAAUCGCGAGCAGAACAAGUGCAUCUGCCACUGUCCGGAGCCGACUGAAAAAUCGGCGUGCUUCAAGUUUGUCCAGGAGACGAACAACAUUCUUGGCAUCCACUAUGAGCUGGAUGUGAUCGAUGCGAAUAGUUCACCGAGCAAUCGUCCUAAACGUCAGGCCGGUAAAGCCUUUCGGCAGGAACGUUUUGCUAAGCGCCGGGAAGCCAUAAAGCGAGCACAAGAGAAAAGAAAGGAUCGACGGCUGAGAUCGAGGCCAGGACUAGUGGCGGCUCGUGAGCCAGCAGCAGCCGAGUAGGAUGAUGGCACUAGCAUAAGCUUGUUAAUUUGGACUCAUUUUCAGUUAAGAAGUUACUUAAGAAGUGAAUUUACAUGAUAUUCUGA
Messenger RNA from Anopheles aquasalis, 533 nucleotides. RefSeq lists its product as uncharacterized. NCBI's taxonomy places the organism in Eukaryota, Metazoa, Arthropoda, Insecta, Diptera, Culicidae. The record is from RefSeq and is a predicted model, not a curated record.